ACACAUUAAAAAAUUAAGUAAAAUAGUUUCAUUAUGUAGGAACCUAUAAAAUUUUACUUACUACUGCCUAUAAUUUGAUAUUGAAAGGCCAAAGUUUACAUAUUAAACUGUUUAUUAUAUUGUGCCAAUAUUAGUUCUAUAAUUAAUCUAGUGAUAAAUUAAAUAGGUAUCAAAUAAUUUUGUUAUAAAAUAUUGUGAUUUUAUAUUUAUUUUUUAUUAUUUUUUUUUUUUUUUUCUAUAAGGAAUAAACAUCAGUCUAAUUAAACCGUGUAGAUAAAGCUUUAAGAUAGUAAAUAAUAAUGGUACUUCUAUUUUGUAUUAUUUGCUACUUUUAAACAUUAGGUAUUAGAUAAAACGAUUUUCUUAAUUUACAAAAUAAAAAAAAAAUAUUACCUACACCUCAAAUAUUAAUUAUUAUUUUAAUUAAUCUUUCGUCGAUUAAAUUAUUGUCUUCACGGUUAGUGUCUGUUAAUAAUUGCCGCCCGAAUUUCCAUUAUUAAAUAAUAAAAUAAGGUAACAAUUUUUUGGCCUCGUUUUCGACGAAAUGUUUCGCGAGUAAAUUCAAUAUUCUCUCAAUUGAGCGCGGCGAGUUAUUUGUGGGUGUCUGUUCUUUUUUUUUUUUUUUUUCUCUCGCAGUUUUUAUUGGUAAACAAUUUUCGGUGUAGCCAAAUAUGAACCGACAUUGGAAAUAUCCUCGAAUUAGAAAACUGUUUACGCGGUACCCAGAUACUUUUAGUUGUUCAACGCUGGAAAGAUUUUUGUUUCGAAUUUAUUACCCGUGUCAACCACUCGUAACGGUUAUUGUAAAUGUAAAAUAACAAGCCGAAAAUGUAAUAGAUUUAUAACAAUAUGUCAUGAAUCAGUUCACUUCGCCACGAUACUGUUUAUAAAUUCGACACUAAAAACAUUAAACUACCGCCGCCGCGCCGACACAAUAUUCUUUUUUAAUUAGACCAAUAAUAUUAUCGUAACAUUAUUUCCCUAUCGCGAAAUUUAAUAAUUAAUAACCACAUUUGUUUAUCUUAUAUUUGAUUUAGACCGGGAAAAAAACGUAGGUAAUUAACUUUCCAGUAAAAUAAAUGACUGAUUAAUUAUACAAAUGUUAUAGUGUAUUGAUUGUGUUGUAUUUUUUUUUUAUUACUAUUACGUCAAAAAUACGCUACGAGUUUUUUUUUUGUUUUUUUUUUUUUUUUUCUGUCUCUCUCGUAUUUUUUUCCCGUCACCCGUUUCUGUUUGCGUAGUUUAUGUUAAAAAAAAAAAAAAAUAAAAAAAAAAAAACAAUAAUAAUAAUAAAAAAAAAAAAAUCUAAUAAAAUCGAAAUAAAUAUACACCUAAUGUGUACAUUGGCUGUUACUUAUUCGGAGUGCGCCCCGCGUGUUUGUACACCUGGAAAUCGCUAUAGUUCGCCCGAUCGUAGAAAACGGACCGAAACGGUUGUUCCUUUUUCGUUCUCGUUUUACCGUUCGUUAGGUUUUUUUUUUUUUUUUCUCUGUCUCUCUCGUAUUUUUUUCCCGUCACCCGUUUCUGUUUGCGUAGUUUAUCGACGGAGACCGUUUUGCACGUCGACGGUGGUUCAGGCGGACGAGAAAUGUUCGCGCGCAAGCCCUUACAUCAGGCGGCGCGCGCGGGUAGAAACUUUUUCGCCAUGUUGCCCGUGCAGACUGAACGUAAUAUUGAUUAAUUCGGCCCCCGGGUGGAUGGUGUCACCCCCACCGUGCGCCCCGGCCGUGUGCGCGCGUGUGUGCGUGUGUGCGCUCGUAUAGCCUCACGAAAGCUCAGAAACACUUCGCGGCGCGUUUGUCAGAAACCGAUUUUCGUCCGCAUUGAAAUGCGUUUUCCCGUAGCGUUACACGAUUAAUUGCGCGUACCCGUAGCGCGUUCCCGUACGCCGCCAUGCAAACGCUCAGGAGAAAAACCAGCCCGUUCAAAUGUAAGUUUUAUUGCGUUCUCUUAUGAAAAAAAAAAAAAUGGUAAAUUACAACAAACCGGUCGGACGGUAUUAAAUUCAAUUUUUCGUGCUGGACCGACCUUUAUAAAUUGUAAUACUUUUCUUUCCGUUUGUUGUAGAAGAACUUGUUUGAUUUAAUUUAUUAUAAUUAUUAUUAUUAGGUAUUUGAAUUUAUUUAGAAACAAUACAAUUGUACUCCGCGAUUAGUUUGGGAUAGACAUUGUAACAUUUAAAGCAAUACUCAUUACUUUGAUACAUUUAUGUCCAUAUAAAUUUAUUAUCUCUGAUUCAGAGCUUAAAUUUUUUUUUUUUUUUUUCCCAGUGAUUUUUUCUUAUUAUUAUUAUUAUUAUUAUUUUUUUUUUUUUAUAUACAGCAGAAAAAGGUGGUGCAAUACGGUUUAUGGGAGAUGGAGUCAGUUUCAAAGCUAAACUUAUUGGUAUAUUGGAAGUCAGCGAAGCUAGAGGCGAUAGAAUGUGCCAAGAGGCCCUGUUUGAUUUAAAAAUGGCGAUUCGGGCUGCCGGAGAGCACAAACAACGAAUCACCAUUAACGUAGCUAUUGACGGACUUAAAUUAAGAGAUGAAAAGACUGGGGUAAGGUUUAAAAUGAUGUGGUGUUAUUUUACCUAGAGUAUUAAAAUAUAUUGAAAAUUAAAGGAUUGUUUAUACCACCAUCCAAUACAUAAGAUAUCAUUCAUAGCACAAGAUAUGGUGGACACUAGAGCUUUUGGGUAUAUAUUUGGUUCACCUGACACGGGCCAUAGGUUUUUUGGGAUAAAAACUGAUAAAGCAGCAAGUCAGGUAUUGUUUAAAACCAUUUGUCUAACAAAAAGUUUGUUUUAUUUAAUUUGUAUAUUUAUUUUGCUUUAAGGUUGUUAUAACUAUGAGAGAUCUUUUUCAAACAGUUUUUGAACUAAAAAAACAAGAAAUAGAAAUGACCAGGCAGCAACAAAUUAUGAAAGUCAGCGGACUGUACCUAGAAGCCCUUGCUAGUACAUCAACAAAAAAUGAUCAUGUAAAUUCUUAUUUUAAUUUUACUGUUGAUGAACAUGUGAUACUUAUUCAUAUGUUAUUUGUUUUUAUUGUACAAUAGGCUGGUAGUGAUGAUGGUUCUAAACGUUACAAUCGUGAUUUAUCAAAUUUGGAUAAAUCUGAGUUUAAAAACACGACUCCUAAUGCCAAUGAUCUUUUGAGCUUAGAACUUGAACUGAACAAUCUGCAACAGGGAUUAUCACAAAUGGAAAGUAUUACUCCACCAUCGUCUUCAUCCGGUGACCCUUUUGGCGAUUCUUUCACUGCUAUUCCCACUGUUGCAUUAACUAAAUUGCCACCACCGCCCAAUUCUGGAGAGCGAAGAAUUAGAAACAGUUCAGUGACAUCGAGUGGCCAGCAAGAAAAACAUUGGUUUGAUAAAGAAACUGAAAGUAUUUUCGGUUUAACAAAUCCUAGUGAAGUCCGCCAGUCUCUUCAACAAUCUGAUUUUAGGGUAAGUUUUUUUACUCCAAAAUACCUACUUAAUACUUAUUACCAAAAGUUUAUUUAUCCUUCUAUAUUGAUAUAAUACUUUUAAUUUUUUCUUUAAAUUUCUGAAGAAUUAUCAAUAAAUCAUGAAUGUAAUUCUAUUGUGUACAAUUCUAAUUUAAAAUAACUGAACAACUUGAGAAAAAAGUUUAGUAUCAUAUUCAUAUAUAUUUUUUUUAGGUCACUGAAUCAACCAAUCGUGCAAGUCCUACAAUCAAGUCUUCUGACACGUUUGAUGUAUUUACAGAAUUAGAUCCUUUAGGAACUGGUCGUAGUAAACCUUAUGUGGAUAAAAAAGAUUUCUUUCAAGAACUCAAAAAUCCCCCAAAGAAAAUAUUAAAUCAACUUGCUGCACAUGAAAAUGAAAAAAUAUCAGAUAAUCAAUCUCAAAGUUUGCCUACUAAAUGUAUGAACAAUUCAUUUUCUUCUGAUCUAUCGUUUAAAGAAACAAGUGGCUUUGUUGAUGAUCCAUUUAAAACUGAUAACUUUAUAAAAUCUCACGAUUCAAAUUCAGCUGAUAUAGAGUUUGCUGACUUUUCUUCGUUUGAAUCUCUGAAACCAGUUUCACCACAAUUGCAACAUAAAUCUCCGUUGUUAAAAAGUGAUAGUUCAUCAUCACAAAAUUCUGUUCAAGGAUUAUUAAAGGUGUCUCUACCACUGGAUUCUCAAAAACCAUACAAUAUCGCGACCCCGCCCAAGUAUAAUUUAAUGACUAAAAAUAGACCAAAACUAAAAAUGAGAAAAACUCCAAGUCCGGAUUAUUAUAGAAAUGAAGAUCCUGUUUCGCCUGAUGAUGAUUAUGCAAUUAUGAAAUUAAUGACAUUACCCCAACGAAUAGAUAUUGCACCUGAACCUCCACCAAGACCUUCUUCUUCUUUAGAGCCUCCACCUUUACCUCCUAAAAAACAGCAAAUACCUUCUAAAAACGUGAAACCAAUACGUACACGUAACAGUCAUUAUGAUUAUAUAGAAAAUUAUGUUAGUUCCUACAAUUUACCGUCUACACAACAAGAAAGUGAAGCUCCGCCAUUACCUCUGCCAUCUAGAAAACCAAAAAAUGAUAAUAACAAGAAAAAGAAAGAAGAACUCGAUUCAGAAUAUUAUUUAUUACCUGUUACAGUGAAAAAAACUGGCAGUGAAUCAAAAUUAAAUGUAACUUCACUUGAUCUAACAUUAAGUCAAUUAACGAAAACAGGGUUUUUUGAUUUAGCAGACAAAUUAAAAAUAUCUCCAACUUCUCUAUCUAAAAUGACCUUACAAGAAUUGACUUUACGUUUGUCUCAGUUAACUACCAAUAGUAGCGAAGAUUCACCAAGUGUUCUUAUAAAAUCUGAAGAAGAGAAGAAGAAAUCGGAAGAAUCUUUAUAUGAUAAAUACGCUGUUUUUAGGGAAUAUGUAGACAAAGAAACCAAUAAUGAUGUAGUAGUUACAGAGAACGAUAAAUAUGCAGCCUUGAGAGAUAUUCCUAUCAAAGAACCAAGAUAUGAAGAAGAAUUGACUGGGCACUUUCCUGCAGAUGAAACUUUAGAAUCAAAUCAAAGUAACAAUAUUUCAGAGCAAUUUGAUAUUGAAUUAAAUGACGAACAAGUUUAUAAUCUUCAAGAUGAAAAAAUGAUUGACGAACAAGUUAUUGAAGAUCAAAAUUUAAAAGACAACAAUGACGAUGAUGAAGAGGAUGAUGAAAUAGAAUAUGAAAAUGAAGAUGAAGAUUAUGAAAAUGAAAAUGAAAAUAGUGUCAUUAAAAAAGAAGAGACUAAAGAAUCAAUUGAAUGUGAAGCCCUAACUGAUGUUUCUACAGCAAUAGAAAAGCCUGAACAAAUUGAAAGUAAUUCAUGUCAAAAACUUUUCGAUAACUCUCAAUGCUGGGCAACUUUUGAUGCUGAACCAGAGGCAAUCAAGAAUGUAAAUUCUCCUUGGUCCGUAUCUGAACACGAAUUAUCAAUUCCAAAAUCAAAAGGUAAUUUGAAAAAAGUACCUUCAAGUCGUAGUAAAUGUUCUUCCAGUUGGGAUGACUGGGAAGAAUCUGAAGACAAUUUGGACAAUGCAAAAAGAAGUCUAGAGAGUUCAAUUGAAGAUUUUUCACGGACUGAAAACGGGUGGAGCGAUAGAGAAUCCUUGUACGAAGAUGAACUUUAUUACGAAAGAAACCACAAAAGAAAAAGUAAUCGUAAAAUAUCACCUAGACAUCGUGAACCGUCACCCUGGGAAGAAGGCAAUAGGUAUAGUGAUGAAUGGGAGCCUCCUUAUAUGUUUGCACCACACUGGCGAGUACCUCAUAUGGAAGAUGAUCGUAGAAGGCCGUCUAAAGAUGACAAAAGACGAAUUUAUGUCCGGCCUGAACUUGACAGAAGAGCACCAAAAUUACCUUAUGCACCGAAUUGGGAAGAUGAAAAAUACCAAAUGCGAAUGUAUGAAAGACAUAGAAGAUAUUUAGAAGAGCAUUACAAUUGGGAUCGAUAUGGACCCCCGAUUCCUAAAGGAUUUAAAACCUAUCCUAGACCGCCGCCCCUUGAUAAUAGUGAUGAAGAAGAUGUUAAAAUGCGUUAUAGGUUACCAAAAAAAAAUUGUUACGGUUCAGCAACUACACCUAGAAAACAUAGGAGACCAUAUCAUCGUCGAAGUGAUGGUAGUGAUGAAGAGCGAAGCAUUCCACCAAGAAAGCCAUAUAGCCAAGAAGAAUUGGACUUGAGUGAAUCUGAAUUGGAACAAAAUUGGUCCAGAAGGUCAAAGAGUAAGUGGUCUUUGAAACGCAAUCAAACAUCUCCUUUUGAUGAUAACUUUACACCCGACAGUCCUGAUUCUUCUGUAUUUACAAAAACAAUGAGUACUUGUUCUGAUUUGGGUUACCUCACAAAGCCCUCUCCGUCCAUUAGUUCUAAAAUUAAUAAAAAUAUGAGAAGACCCAAACGUUCUGAUAGCGGGCACAGGUCUAUAGAUUCAAACUCAAAAGUCGAAGUAACAAAGCGUUCUCCAUUUGAAGACGAUUUUACUCCAGAUAAUGCCACCAAAGACAGUGUUUCUAGUGAAUUUAGUUUUAAAGAUGAUGAUGGUUUUACAUCUAAAGAAGUAAAAAUUCCCAAAGACGAAGUAUCAAAUUCACCCAAAGAGAUGAAAAAGUCGGAAUCUAUAAAUAUAUUUUCUAGGAAUACAGACCCAUUUGAAGAUGAUGAUUUUUUUAAUCAAGACGUUUCUAGCAAACCAAAUUUGGCUUCUCUGGAAGAGGCUACUUCUGACCCUGAAGGUGAGGGUUGGGACAAACAACCCGAUCGAACCAAAAAUGAAUGAGACCAUCAUACCGUGGUCCGGGCUAAAAUAAAAGGGGCCACUAGUAAGUGUAAGUUCAGGAAAGUUUUUAAUAAAGUUAAUAAAUUUGUGAAUAAAUUAUUUUGAUUAAUUUAUUUUUAACCCAAUACUGUGACCAACAAGCUAUUUAUCAUUGUCCAUUGUUAAAAUAGGAAUAAUCUGUGUGUAAUAGAUAAAUUAGUUUUUUUUUUUGUAUUUUUACACGUUGACCAAAUAUCAAUCAUCCUUUAAAACUUGCAUAAUAUAUUAAUUUCACAGAAGUUCACUGGAUAUUCAAAUUUUAAUUUUCUGGAUAGAUUUUUAUUAUUGUUUUCAUAAUAUGUGUUUGUGUGUGCAAUACUAAUGUUAACAACUAUUAAUUUUUUUCUUGUUAUUAUACCAUAUUAUUAUUCGUAAAAGUAUUUAAAAAAUUUUGACACAUUAAUUUGUACGUUAUAAUACAAUACUAUACUAGGCUUUUAACUGUGUGAUUAUUAUUUGAUUAUUGUGUUUUAUUUCUUUUUCUAAUAAUGUAUUUCUGUUAAAUUUUCUAUGUAUAAUUUUGUUAUGGGUAUCUUGUUAUACGAUAAAGAUAAUUAAUUCACUUACCCUUUCUGCUGUUGUAACCCUCCAUUAUUGUCAAAAAUAUGUACUUAUUUUUCAGUGUGAUGUGUAUCAAUGUUCCUUUUAAAAUAGUAUUGUUUUGUGAAUUUUUUUUCCCCCCAUUUAUGUUAUUUUAGAAAAAUAUUCACCAUUAAAUACUUUUUAUAAACAGGGCACUGGUAUUGAUUUUGUAAUUGACUAUAAUGAAGUCAAUGAAUAUCAGUGUAGUUUUUCCGCAUGACUACCAAACAAAAAAGUAUUUUGUUUUGUGAUAAUAAUAGUGUAGUAUACAAUUACUUUAGGGAUUAUUGUUCUCUGAGAAUAGUUUUAUAGUGGAUAGAAAUACUAUUUUCAACAGACUGAGUGCAACGGUGAUGUUGAAUGAGCAAAUAUCAAAUGUUCUGAAUAGUGUAAUUAGUUUUAGGAAAAUAAUUGUUUAAGUUAUAGGUUAACGAUUUGCGCUCAAAUGUCCUAUGUUGGAGAAAGAGAUAAACAUGCUCAAUGCACGCCUGUUUAUGCUGUAUUUGGAUGCUUGAUAAUUACAUUUGAAUACUUUUUUUUUGGUAAUUAUGUGGAUAACAACUUAAUAAACUAGAGUGCCCUAAAAUAUCAGUUUUUUUUUCUAAUUUUAUUUUUUAUAAUGUAUAAGCUAGAAACUAAUAAAUAAUAUUAUACAUGAGCAAUGUUUAACAUAAGUGGAUUAACAUCGAAUACAAAGAAUUAAUUAUUUGUAUUUAGUGCCAUAUAUAAUAUUGUUAUUUAGAUAAUGAUAAGAUGUUAUAACUUUUAAUACAUUUUCGAUAAUAACAGAUUUUAAUGAAACGUCUACGAACAAAAAAAAAAAUGCUAAGCUACUUAUUGUGCAAGUAAACAUGUUAAACAUUUGUUUGUAAUUUUGAUAAUCCAAACAAUAUUUACAAUACCUACUUAUAAAUGUUAUUUGUGUUAAAUCUACUUAAUAUUUUUUUGUAAUUGUUAAUCAGUUAUAGAUGUAUACCUUACCUACCUAUUUUAAUGUUUUAGUUUAUAAAAUUAGUUGUUUUUACUGUUUCAUCAUGUUUAUUGUCAAACAAAAAAUACUAUGUAUAUUUCUUUUUAGAUUCAUCAUUGUCCGAAAAUAAAUGUUUAGGCAUAGGGUAUAGAGGCACCGCCUUUUACCACCAUAAAACUCUGUUGUUUUUCUUCCCCCAACUCCCUCUCAUUCGGUGUUCUGAUUGUUUGCACCAAAAGUUUGUCGGUUCAUAUUAUACAGAAUGGCCCGAGAGUCAAUAUGCUUUACUUAUUUAAUUGAUAAUAAUAUAGUUAACUUUAACAUAACGUAUCUAGUAUG
Molecule: messenger RNA, 8682 nt
Organism: Cinara cedri
Lineage: Eukaryota; Metazoa; Arthropoda; Insecta; Hemiptera; Aphididae
Source: the annotation of a GenBank genome assembly